CUACUCGUACGAGAAAGCAAAAUGCAUAAAAGCAAAAGUGGAGCCAGUGCGCAGGCGGCGUAUACAUCACAAGUGUACUGGUUCCAGAUGCUGAAAUUCCUCGACCAGUCUACUGAGGCCGACGAGAGUGUGUGCAAUAUGGAGAGCACGGAAAGUGAAUCUGGAAGUGAACGUGCCACACCGACGUUUGAGGAAAUGAUUGCGCAUGAAAUGCAAGAGCCUGUCGCAUGUAGCGAGGCUCAGCCACAGCCCCUGCGUCAAGAGCGGCCUCCCACUAAAAGGAGGAGAGUCACGCCAGACGUGGCAACAAACGUUAUGGUGGAGGCCAGCAGGACAUUUCAGGCUAUGGAUGAUGCUGCCAGAUCCAUGCCUGUCCAUGAAGACCACUACAGCACCCUUGGCGCCCACAUCGCAGCAGAACUGCGUGAAAUGGAAAAGGUGGGUGGCAGGGAAUACACCACUGUCACUGUGCACAGUCUGCAGCGGACAUUAAUGGACAGCAUGAAAUGCAGGCUCAAGAAGAGCCUGUUGUCACAUGCAGUGAGGCACAGCCACAGCCCCACCAUUAAGAGCUCUCCCACAAAGAGAAGGCACAACCGAUUAAUUUUGUAGUUUCUUGAUUCAAACUGUAAUUGAUUUGUUUAUAAAAUAAAAAUAGUU
Schistocerca cancellata (South American locust) is the source of this 660-nucleotide messenger RNA. RefSeq lists its product as uncharacterized. The coding region runs from base 22 to 612 and encodes 196 amino acids. The transcript has 4 exons. The record is from RefSeq and is a predicted model, not a curated record. NCBI's taxonomy places the organism in Eukaryota, Metazoa, Arthropoda, Insecta, Orthoptera, Acrididae.